CCUUUCCUUUCCCUGCUCCAGAGAGCCCUUCCCACAGCCGCCAGCCACGGGGCUGCACCGAGGGGAUGCUGUUGUCCAGGAGGGCUGGGGCAUGAGACCCUCUUCACAGCGGGCAAGGAGCGGGGCUAGGACAUCUCCUGGCCAGGCUCGGGGCCCAGUAUGGCUCGGGGAGUGCUGAGCACCUAGCCCUAGCCCUGAAGGGGUGGGCGUCUGCUCCCCGGGACAGCUGCCGCUGGACUGGGGACCUUUUUGCCACCAAGCCCUGCUCCUGAGCAGCCAGGCGGCCCGUGAGCAAGUGAGGACGGAGGCAUCUUCCUUGCCGUGCCCGGGCUAUGCACCAGAGGAGGUGGUCCUGGCUGUCCCAGACGCCGAGCAGCUGGGCAGUGGUGGCAUGGGGGGCACAGGCAGGGAGAUGGGGUCUUGAGCUGCUGCUCACGUGGAGCCCCUAGGCAGCCGUGGCCUCUGAUCCCCGUGUUUGGGACAUGCCGGGGAUUUUCUGACCUCUGCCAGAUUCAGGACACGCUCCAAGGACAUGGGAUUCCAGGUUUAUCUUCUGCUUCUCCUCUUACGGCCGGCAGGGGCCAUCUUGGACAUCACCCUGAUUGCCAACGUGCAGAGCCUGUCUCACUCUGACUUCUUCCUCUCCUGCGUCAUGGGGGAGCGCGAUGUGAGCUACCUGCAGAUCGAGCGGGAGAACAAGAUCGUGAUGACACACCCCAAGACGGGCUUCCAAAACUACCGCAACCACAGCAACCAUGUCCAGGCCAGGGGCUUCUCCAUGGCCGACCUGGUGGGGAUCCUCUACUGCCUGGGGCGCACUCCAACCGAGCAGGCACAAGUGGUGUACGUCCACAACAGCCACAACGCCCACCUCUUCCCAGUGAAGGCCACGCAGUCUGUGAAUGUUGCUGAGCCGGCCACUUUCUCUGCCAAAGUCCUCAAGAGGAAGCAGACGGACGUUAUGUGGAAAAGAAAUGGUACCUACUACCAGACCACGGACCGAGGGGAGGUGCGGGGUGACCUUGUCACCCUGACGCUCCCCAACGUCAGCGUGAGUGAAAAUGGUGUCUACAGUGCCACGUUCAUGGGGGACAGCCCUCUGUGGAGUGCCUUCUACCGCCUGAUUGUGAGAGCCUGCCCUGCAAAGAAAUGGGGCCCGUCCUGUGAGAAGGACUGUCCCGACUGUCUGAACGGCGGCGUCUGCCACGACCAUGUUGGCGAAUGCGUCUGCCCUCCCGGGUUCAUGGGCACCCGCUGCGAGCGAGCCUGCCAGGAAGGACAGUUUGGCCGCAACUGCCAGGAGACGUGUCAGAGAGCCCAGGGCUGCAGGGGACUGAGCUUCUGCCUGCCGGAUCCCUACGGCUGCUCCUGCGCCUCAGGCUGGAGUGGCUCCCGCUGCAACCAAGCCUGUGCCACAGGAUAUUACGGCCCCGACUGUGCCCUGGCGUGCGCCUGCCAAAACGGGGGCAGCUGUAACCGCUUCAGCGGCUGCGUCUGCCCGGCGGGCUGGCACGGGCAGCGCUGCGAGAAGUCAGAUCGCUUUCCCCAGAUCAUCCAGCCGGCCUCAGAGCUGGAGUUCAACCUGGGCUCGGAGCCCAUCGUCAGCUGCGUGGCCACUGGCAACCCGCUGCCCACCAGCGACAGCGUGGAGCUGCGCAAGGCCGAUGGCACCGUGCUCAAGCUCAUCAAAGCGAUCAUCGAGCGAGGGCAGAUCACCUGCGAGUUUCAGGUGCGGCGCCUGACGAAGGCAGACACGGGGCUCUGGGAGUGCCGGGUCUCCACAACCGGGGGCCAGGACAGCCGGAAAGUCAAGGUUAACAUCCGAGUGCCGCCAGCGCCGCUGAGCCCCCCCCGUCUGCUGGCCAAGCAGAGCCGCCAGCUCGUGGUGUCUCCUGUGGACUGCUUCUCUGGGGACGGGCCCAUCACCUCCAUAAAGCUGCUCUACAAGCCCAAGGACGACACCUCGGAGUGGUCAUCCAUUGUGGUUGACAACAGCGAGAACAUCACCCUCAUGAACCUCCGGCCAGUGACCGCCUACAUCGUCAAGGUGCAGCUGAGCCGGCCGGGGGACGGUGGGGAGGGCAGCAAGGGGCCCGAGGCUGUCAUGGUGACUGAGUGCCUUGAGCCCACAGUCAAGCCUGUGAUUGAAGGCUGGUCCAUAGAGGAGAAAAACACACUCCACGUCAACUGGAAAUUGCCAAGUAACCACGAGCCGGCACAUGGGUUCAUCGUCCACCUCUUCGACUCCGCAAGGCAGCUGGUCUGUAAGAAAAACAUCACGUCCAUCUCUGUGCUCUCUGCCCGCAUCGGGGACCUGGAGUUCAACAAGGAAUAUGGGCUGGAAGUGCUGGUGUACCACUGCGCCAGCCUGGGGCCUCCCUCCGACCUCUACAAGGUCAUGAUCAACAGCAAAGGGCCCUCCUCCCCACGGCUGCUCUCAGCAGAGUCCGUGUCCGACACUGCUGUCAAGCUGUCCUGGCAGGUCCCUGAGUACCCCAACGGGGGCAUCACCAAGUACAUCGUGGAGCUGCAGCAGGUGGGGGGCACCAGCGAGCCUCAGUGGAUCGACACCGACAGCGGUGCCCAGACCACCAAGAUCGUUGGAGGCCUCAAUGCCAGCACCAGCUACCAGUUUCGUGUCCGUGCCAACUCCCAUGUGCCGGGGGAAUGGAGCCAGCCUGUGAAAGCCAAGACCCUGGGGGACGGAAUGCUGAGUGUGCCACCCAGCCUGGGGAGCCAGAGCAUCGAGCAGGCAGGAAUAGACCAGCAGCUGCUCUUGGCCAUCGUUGGCUCUGUGUCUGUCACCUGCCUCACCAUCCUCUUUGCCCUCCUGGCACUUUUCCUCAUCAAGAAGAACUUUUUCCACCGCCGCCGCACCUUUACGUACCAGUCUGGCUCGGUGAGUGCCGCCUGCCCCGCCAGGACCGUGUCCCCAGCUCCCCACGUCCCAGCCCGAUCCAGGUCACGCUCCGUAGCUUCCAGUCCGGAUGCAGCCAGACCUCACCUCCACGCGGAGAGGGGGGAAGAGACCAUCCUGCAGUUUAACUCGGGGACCCUGACCCUGACACGCCGGCCCAAGCCGCAGCCUGAGCCCCUCAGCUACCCCAUCCUGGAGUGGGAAGACAUCAAGUUUGAGGACAUGAUUGGGGAGGGCAACUUCGGGCAGGUCAUCAGGGCCAUGAUCAAAAAGGAUGGCCUGAAGAUGAACGCGGCCAUCAAGAUGCUGAAAGAGUUUGCUUCGGAGAAUGACCAUCGGGACUUCGCCGGGGAGCUGGAGGUGCUGUGCAAACUGGGCCAUCACCCCAACAUCAUCAAUUUGCUGGGCGCCUGUGAGAACAAAGGCUACCUGUACAUCGCCAUUGAGUACGCUCCCUACGGAAACCUGCUCGACUUCCUCCGCAAGAGCCGGGUCUUGGAGACAGACCCGGCCUUUGCCAAGGAGCACGGCACUGCCUCCACCCUCACCUCCCAGCAGCUCCUCCAGUUUGCUUCAGACGUGGCCAAGGGGAUGCAGUACCUGAGUGAGAAGCAGUUCAUUCACAGGGACCUGGCAGCCAGGAAUAUUCUGGUGGGGGAAAACCUGGCCUCCAAGAUUGCCGACUUCGGCCUCUCCAGAGGGGAGGAGGUCUAUGUGAAGAAGACAAUGGGCCGCUUGCCAGUUCGCUGGAUGGCCAUAGAGUCCCUGAACUACAGCGUGUACACCACCAAGAGCGACGUGUGGUCGUUUGGUGUCCUGCUCUGGGAGAUCGUCAGCUUGGGGGGGACGCCGUACUGCGGGAUGACGUGUGCUGAGCUCUACGAGAAGCUGCCCCAGGGCUACCGCAUGGAGAAGCCACGCAACUGCGAUGAUGAGGUGUACGAGCUGAUGCGGCAGUGCUGGCGUGACCGCCCCUAUGAGCGCCCGCCCUUCGCCCAGAUCUCCAUGCAGCUCAUCCGCAUGCUGGAGGCCAGGAAGGCCUACGUGAACAUGGCCCUGUUUGAGAACUUCACCUACGCAGGGAUCGAUGCCACUGCUGAGGAGGCGUGAGGCUGCGCUGGCACCGUGCAGAAGGGCAAUGCUGGCCCCAGCCUGCAGGGACAGGGCUGUGGGGACACUGGUGCCUCUUCCUGAGCGUGCCUUCCCUGCAGCAGGACUGUGCCAUCCCCUCCCUGGCUGCCCACCCAGCACGUGCUGGCCACGCUGGUGUGCCACCGGCCACUGACACAGCCCCAGGCUGCUGAGCAACAUGCUGGGAUGGCCCUCCAAGGAUGGGCAGCAGCAGGGUGCUUGCAGCAAAGCGGGCAGGAGAGGAGCUCUCUCAAGGAGCACGGGGCUGCCACCUGAGCCCAAGGACACAAAUGCCCAAGCUUCGGGGCAAGAAGGGAAGCAGUGACCUGGCAGCUGCCUACCCUGCAGCUCUCAGCGUGCUCUGGCCCUGCAGUGGAGCCAGCAGGGCUGUGAGCGUUGCUGCUGCCUUGGGACAGGCCACCCUGAGGGGCGCAACGUGACAAGGGACAACCUUCGUUGUGCACUGUCUCCAGCUCUGCAUUAACCCUUCAGAGGUGCCAGCUCUACCCUAAGGACAAUAAACAGGGCAACAGGCAGACACGUCCAGAGGAGAGGAGGGAGGACACAGCUCUGCCCCUCUGAUGGCAUGAGGGAACAGGAUGCAGGCACCCGAUGGUCUGCUGCCGUGGUGGUCACUCCUCAGGACUCUGUCCAUGUUGGGGUCCUCCGAUGAUUCCCAGGGAUGCCCCAGCACCCCAGGACAGUCUCCAGGUCUCAUCAUGCCAUGGGGAUGGGUUUUCUUAGUAUCCAGCUGGGAUGGCUCCCCUGCAAUUUAAGACUUUGUCCUGUGCCCGGGGGAUAUGGGACAUGACUAUGCCCCCCUGUGCACAGCCGCCUCUCGCACGCUUGGAAACUGUCCCUGCAGCUUCCCCUCAGACAGCCCUGCCUCAUGGGGAUGGCCUCGCUCCUCGAGCCAGUCCCUGUGCAGCUCUGCACCCUUCCUGCCCACCCAGCCCGCGCUGUGCCGCUGGGUAAGGCCGCUGGGCCUCACUGCUGGGACGUGGCCGCCGGGGUCCUUCCCUCUCGCGUGCCGGGCGCUGGGCUCUGCGCUGACCUGUCCCCAGGCUGCGGCCCCUCGCCCUGCACUGCUGCUCUUGGUUGUGCUGACAGUGGGAGGGCUUCACCUCUGCUGGCUUCAGCUUGCAAAGCCCUGGGCAUGCCAUCCAGCUGCCCAGCGAGACAUCUGCUGCAGCCUAUGUGAAGCAAGGGCUGCUCCUCCAAGAGCCCAGUAUCCCAGCUGGAGGCAGAAGCAUUUGCAUUUGCCUUUCUGAACAAGAGUCUUUUUUCCUCAAUGGUGUUUCCACUUUUGGUAUCAAAAACACCAUUCUGAUUUCCA
Molecule: messenger RNA, 5384 nt
Organism: Colius striatus (speckled mousebird)
Lineage: Eukaryota; Metazoa; Chordata; Aves; Coliiformes; Coliidae
Gene: TIE1
Product: tyrosine kinase with immunoglobulin like and EGF like domains 1
Exons: 23
Coding region: 533-4027 (1164 amino acids)
Biological process (GO): positive regulation of kinase activity; protein phosphorylation; multicellular organism development
Cellular component (GO): signaling receptor complex
Molecular function (GO): transmembrane receptor protein tyrosine kinase activity; protein binding; ATP binding
Source: RefSeq, a predicted model, not a curated record